Messenger RNA from Chrysemys picta bellii (western painted turtle), 2227 nucleotides. NCBI's taxonomy places the organism in Eukaryota, Metazoa, Chordata, Testudines, Emydidae. The record is from RefSeq and is a predicted model, not a curated record.
UCCCCUCGCCCUACACAGCGACAGACGGUAUAAAAGGGCCAGAGCGGGCCGGGGCUGUAGCUGCAGCUGCGUGUCCCGGCCCCGCAAACUCGCUGGGGUUAACCCUUUCCUCGCUGUGUCCUGCCGGGGGCUGCUGCCCAGGCAAACCUCGAACCCAGACCCCACGGGACGGGACGUCAGUGAAAAGAAACAGAACAAGGACGAUUCAGUGACCUGGAGUUGAUUUGGUCAGCGCCUGCUAAGGCCUGGUUGACCCUGGGGAUAAAAGCAGUGUCAAGGGAAGCUUUGAAACCGUUCAUUCAAAUGCAACCCAGAUGCAGCCUGGCUGGUCGGGGUAUUCGGGCAAAACUCACAAUCCAAUUAUAUUUGAAAGGGGUUUUUCCUGAUCACCCCACGUAGCCAAACCGCGCCUGAGCUGUAAUCGAGUGAGCUGCUUUGAAACUGUCCUUACGAAGGGCUCUGCUGGCACCACCAGACCCACUGCGAACAGGGCCGUAGUUAUCGCUGGCUGCAGAAAGGUGGUUCAGGUGAACAUGUCUCCCAAGUUGGACUCCAUGAGUCUUUCAGAGAGAGAAGAGAUGUGGAACGAGUCAUCUCCUGCUGAGCCGACAGAGCCAGAUCCACGCCUGGGUUCCCAGGAAACCCCAAUGACACAAAACAGAACAAUUCAUGUGCCGAUCCCCCCACAGGGUGGAGAGAGCUGCACAAUCUGCCCUACAGGUUUGCUGUCUGGGUUGGAACCAUGGGCACGUCGCUGGGCAGUUCCAAGUGUGGUUCUCAAUCUCAUACUGACCAUCACCGUCAUCAUCCUCAUCUCACUGCCAGCAAAGAAACCUGAGCCGUGUCCAUCUUGUUCCGCCUGCCCAGACGGCUGGGUCAGGUACCUGGAGAAGUGUUACUAUUUCUCACAGGCCGAAGGGAACUGGACCUACAGCCAGAGCCACUGCUCUGCCCUCGGUGCCUCCCUGGCCGUGAUUGACACCCAGCAGGAAAUGGAUUUUGUGGUGCGCUAUAAAGACCCCUCUGACUAUUGGAUCGGCCUCCAGAGGGAACUGGACCAGCCCUGGAAAUGGGCCAACGGCACCAAAUUCAACAACUGGUUUCAAAUAGCGGGAGAAGGAACAUGUGCUUUUGCAAACAGUGGCCAUGUUUCCAGUUCAGGCUGCUCCAGGGACGCACACUGGAUCUGCAGCAAACCAGUGGAGAAACCAGAAGGCCGAGCAAAGCGACUGUGACCUGGAUGAGUUGGGCCUUGUCCUUUCCAUGGGGCUGUCCCAAGCUGCCGCAGCGAGUGGGGAACUGGAUGGGGCUGGCAAAGGGGGGACAUCCCCAGCAGCAAGGGCCAGAGAUGCUCGCUGAAGAACAUUAGCUCCUCCCCUUGGAGCCUCUGCCACGGAGCACCCCAACCCGGCUCCUCUGGCAGAGACAGUCACACCAGAGAUCAUCAAGUGACACGCAGGGAAAGGUUCUGUGAUGGGUCAGACCCCCAGGGUGUCACUUGGGGGGCUGGGACACGCACUGAACCGGACUCUUCUGCCAGCCUUGGCCCCCUUUCACCUGAACUCGCUAGGCUAGGCUCCCUCCAGCCUUUCCCAGCCAAAGUACCAUUAAAGGUCCUCACUUAGCAAAACUACAUUAGUAACACAGGUUUACAUGUCAUAUUUCCAACUUCAGAUAUAGAAAUGAUCCAUGCACACAAAUAGGAUGAACACAUUCAGUAGAUUACAAGCUAUCCAAUUAUAUGAAGCAUUUUGCAUGAAGCAUAUUCCAGUUGUCAUAUUCAUAAGCAUAUUUCCAUAAGAAAUAUGAUGUGCAAUGUUUCCAGUUUCAUUUGGGAUCACGGGCAGGCUGGGGGGGGCGAGGUUCUUCUUAAAAAUCCUCCAAGGAGGUAGCAAGUGGACAGCACGUCAGCUGGUAAAGCUCUGGUGCUGGACUGGGGAAGCUGAGACCCCAUCGUUAGUGACAGGAGUUAACAAUCCAUUAGGGCAGGAUGGGCAGAGGUGCGUCAGGUCACAAGCUGGACGGGAGCAAUGAACGGGCCAUGGAAGAAAGCUCAGAGUGGGACCUGACAGAGGUGAAAGGAAAUUAAUCAGGGGUGAAAUACAGGUGGAAACCCAGAUCCCCAGCUGGUGUGAAUGGAGCUGCACAUCCACUGGAGUCACUGGACCCAGAUCCCUAGCUGGGACGCACUGGAUCUGGGCUGAUGUACAUGAGGAGGGGAUCUGGG